This is a messenger RNA of Xenopus tropicalis (tropical clawed frog), 1223 nucleotides long. RefSeq names its product ubiquitin carboxyl-terminal hydrolase 40-like. NCBI's taxonomy places the organism in Eukaryota, Metazoa, Chordata, Amphibia, Anura, Pipidae. The transcript has 5 exons. Gene Ontology annotation, biological process: protein deubiquitination. The record is from RefSeq and is a predicted model, not a curated record. Bases 738 to 1208 code for a protein of 156 amino acids. Gene Ontology annotation, molecular function: cysteine-type deubiquitinase activity.
UACCUCCAGGCAUGCCUGCAAUCAGGGGGGUACUGCAGUUAUGGGCCCCAUGGCAGAGAGGGCUCAGAGACGGAAAGGCAUGAUAUGCAGGUCACAAAAGGGUUGGGGAUUUCAGGUGAGUGGGUGGUUGGUGUUUGGAUGGUUAAUAUAGUGUUCCCAUAACUGGGGUUGAUUAGUUGCCUGGCCCUGGGUGCUAGGGGCCCUUGGCACCCCAGUCCGACACUGUAAGCAGCGGAAUAGUAAGCAAUCUUUGCCCUUUUAAUAGACAUAUAUAUAUAUGUCUGAAGGUUCAAACACACCAAACAAAAAAACAACCUAAUCGCUAAACCUGGGUGCUAUCCAAGCCAGUAGUACACAAAAUACAGAUGCACGCCAGGUAUUUUUACUAAGAAAAAACGUAACUUUUAAUCAGCACCAUUAAAAAGAAAUCAGGCCAACAUUUCGAUCAGGGUUUGGGGGUUACUUUUUUUCUCUGUUGUACCAUUCAUUAGGCCCUAUCUAUCUAUUCAGCCUGCCUACCCAGAUCUGUGGAUUGCCUCUUCACUCUCUCUGACAGUUCUCUUAAUUGUCCCCAUUUAGCAUAAUCUGGAAGACUCCGUAUAUGCCUAUGAGCUCUUCUCUGUUAUUAUACACAAGGGCGGCUGUUAUGGAGGUCAUUCUCAUGCAUAUAUUCAAGAUGUCGAUGAGCUGGGGCAUUGGGGACUCAAGGUUACUCCUACUAACUUCUGCGCUGCAAGAUGUUUGGAGACCUAUUUGAGGAAGAUGAAGACUUUUCAAUCCUUCCAAGCAGUCCAAACACGAAUGGCAAGAAAUCCCACCCCAGAGAUUCAAAGACCCCAGAGCCACAAGGAGACACAAGGCUUAGUGGACUGAGGAAUCAAGGUGGCACCUGUUACCUGAAUUCUCUUCUGCGGACCCUGUUUUUUACACCAGAAUUCAGAGGUUCGGCAAGGAGUGCACUGAAAAAAGCAGAAUCUUGGCCGAAUACCAAACUGAAUCCUGGAUUCGAAGCCCUUUUUGCUUUGGGUCCUAAAGAACUUGGAUCACUGGAGGAGAAAGACACGCCAGAGUCUCAGGUGCGAAUUAUUCCCCUGCAGUUACAGCGUCUCUUCGCUCAACUUCUGCUGCUGGAUCAGCAGGCCUUGUCAACCACAGAUCUCACAGAGAGCUUUGGGUGGAACAGUAGUGAGGUCUGUACCUUUUAUUGAUAAGAAAUAAGAAUU